AUGCCAACCGUCCUCCGCGCCUUCGACGAUAAGAACGAGGGCUACAAGGAGGGAAAGGUCUCCAACACUCGAUUUGGUUCAUUCCCACACAGCACUCUGAUCGGUCAGAAAUGGGGCUCUCAGAUCGCCGCCUCCAAGGUUGAUACUGGCUCUCGCGGCCGCAAACCGACCAAGCGCAAGGCCGAGGAGCUUGAUGCAUCCACCGGCGCCGACGAUGACAGUGCCUCCACAAAGACACCAGUGGCUGCUAGCAGUGGCUUCCUCCACCUGAUGUACCCGACUCCCGAAUCCUGGACUCUAUCGCUACCGCAUCGCACCCAGGUUGUCUACACUCCGGACUAUAGCUAUAUCCUGCACCGACUUCGUGCUCGCCCGGGCAGCACAGUCAUUGAAGCUGGCGCCGGUAGUGGCUCUUUUACCCACGCUUCUGUCCGUGCGGUCUUUAACGGAUACCCGGGUGAGAAACCCGCGACGAAGAAACAACGGUUAGGCAAGGUGUGCAGCUAUGAGUUCCACGAGCAACGUGCGGGACGAGUGCGAGAGGAGAUUACGGAGCACGGGCUAGACGGACUGGUGGAGGUGACUCAUCGCGACGUCUACGAAGAUGGGUUCCUCCUUGGGGACCCGCAAACAGGCCGAUCGCCCAAGGCCAGUGCCAUCUUCCUUGAUCUACCUGCGCCCUGGUUGGCUUUGAAGCACCUGGUGCGACACCCUGCCUCUGGUGGAGAGUCACCGCUGGACCCCAACUCCACAGCUUACAUCUGCACAUUCUCUCCUUGCCUGGAACAGGCUGAGAAGACGAUUCGCAUGAUGCGCAAGCUGUCGUGGCUGAAUAUCUCAAUGGUUGAGGUACAACACAACCGCAUCGAGGUGAAGCGGGAACGAAUUGGACUCGAUUGUGACGGAAUUCGCGGCGCGACGGUCUUCCCCAAGACCGUCGAUGAGGCUGCCACCAAGCUUCGCGAGGAUGAUGCGCGCGCCAAACGUUUUCGCUUGGGCCGUUCAGCGGAUGAAGAGACUUCUGCCAAAGAGGAGGCGUCCUCCUUAAAGGAGCCAGCUGGUCCGUUGUAUAGCGUGGGACGGUUGGUUCAUCGCUCAGAAAACGAGCUCAAGACACAUACUUCCUACUUAGUGUUUGCCAUCUUACCUCGGGACUGGACUGAGGAGGACGAGCAGAGGUGUCGUCAGAAAUAUCCCUCGGAUAAGGCGGAUAAUAAUGACCGUAUUCCAGCGGGGAAGAGUAGGAAGCAGAUGAAGAGGGAAUUCAAGGAGCUCCGCUUGAAGGAGGCCGCGGACGAAAAGGCAAAAGCCCAACAACCAGCAGAAGAGACCUCCGAAGCAUAG
This is a messenger RNA of Penicillium cosmopolitanum, 1344 nucleotides long. RefSeq names its product tRNA 1-methyladenosine methyltransferase subunit GCD14 (gene trm61). Gene Ontology annotation, biological process: tRNA methylation. NCBI's taxonomy places the organism in Eukaryota, Fungi, Ascomycota, Eurotiomycetes, Eurotiales, Aspergillaceae. The record is from RefSeq and is a predicted model, not a curated record. Gene Ontology annotation, cellular component: nucleus; tRNA (m1A) methyltransferase complex. The transcript has a single exon. Bases 1 to 1344 code for a protein of 447 amino acids.